Cuscuta epithymum is the source of this 1584-nucleotide messenger RNA. The record is from the annotation of a GenBank genome assembly. Lineage: Eukaryota; Viridiplantae; Streptophyta; Magnoliopsida; Solanales; Convolvulaceae.
GUCAUUGUCUCUAUUCCCAUACGGCUCCUCUCCCCUGCAACAAACACACGCACUGGCAACGUGGGAUCUUUAAUUCGGAGCAAUUGACGGCGAGCGUCCAUCACCGGAUUGUCUCCGCACGGUGAGGUAUCAGGGCGGGCGACGAGCAUCUUGCGAGGCCAUCUUCGAACAGAAGGGUUGGAUCUGCCACUCCACAGCUGUAAACACUCGGCCCACAGGCUGCUCGAAAUUAGCAAGCCAUCCUUCCGGCAGAUUCACAGCAAUCAGGGUUGGCUCCAGCAAAGCUACCUUGCAAGAGGCAACUAGUGCAAGAUGCACUGCAGUUGAAGCUAUUCAUGGCCCGGGGAAGAAUUACGAUUGGAUUUUAUUAAGGACAUUUUGGCAAUUUUAUUUGACCUGUGUAUCUGCCUAGCCGUCAUUUUUGUGCAAAACCCGGAGGGAGAGAUUUUGAUGAUGGGAAGUGACUCAACAUGGGUUGGACGGAAAGCAGUGAGACGCCUUGGUGGGAUGUCGGAUGCCCUUUCUAUUGCCUCAGAUCUUGGCUUCGCCAUCUCUCCCCCUCCAUCACAGGAGGAGAUACAAAGUUUGUCCAGUGGCUCUGGUGAAAAGAGUGAUGACUUGAUAAGGGUUUUGAAGGAGCUCACCGACAUCCAAAGAAAAGUGGCAGACUUGCAAGUUGAGCUUCAGGGUAGGAAGGAGGACAAAAACGUCGCCCAUCUGACACAUGUUAGUGAAAUGGAGAAAAAGAUUGAAACUUUGGCCAGAAUCACCACUAUACUGAAAGAUGUUAUUCAGAACAAGGACCGCAUUAUUGCUCGGCUUCAACAACCAUAUUCAUUAGAUUGCAUUCCAGUGGAAGCAGAAUAUCAGAAACAAUUUUCUGAGUUACUGAUGAGGGCUGCUAGCGACUACAGUGCAUUAACGGCAUCUGCGGCUGACUUUCAUUGGAGCCAAAAUUUUAGAGACCCACCAACAAUAUGGGCAGAAAUGCUUCGCCCUAUCCCUGUCGCCCUGGCUUCAUGCACCAGGUUCUUUGAAGCCAUGUCUGCAAUGAGGGAGUCAUUUGCCACACUUCAAGCGUUAAGGGUUGGUCCUUCAUCGUCCCUUGCCACACCUAGCAAGGAUCUUUCCCAGAGAGGAGGAUCAAGGAAGAAUUCUGAUUGUGUGACUCCUCCACCCUGGAGAACCGAAACAAGUUUUAACGAUUUGGCCAUUAGAAGUGUGAGGCAUGAAAAAAGUGAGGAGCAAGAAGUUACAAGUGGUGGUGAAUAUGGUGGCAUUGUUGAGAGCCGUCAACUAUCAUGGCCUUCGCCUGUUUAAACAGUUGAUAUAUAGCUAUGUUAUGCCCAAAAUUAAUAUGGGACCAGUUGUGUAUCUAAUCAAAACUUAUUAUUCUAAUCAUUUCUUGUUUAUAGGGAGUAGGGGACCAGUUGUAAUAUCACAUUGAUUAAACUUUGACCAAUUGUUUUAGCAUGUCCUCGGGCAAACAAGGCAACAAGCUAUGUGAGUGUGACUUUGAUAUGGAUGAUAAUGUUCAAAUUAGCUCAAUGUGUGCACUUUUAAAAUUAGGCCCAAGACUGGUUU